AACUAAAAUUGUGACUAACCACAGUCGUGAAAUCUACGUUAAGCUACAAACUUCGAGCAAACAUGAAAAAUUGUCAUUAUAUUUUGCUUUUGACAACAAUGUUCACAUUAACUCACGCUCAAUGGGCUUGGCCUGGUUUUGGAGGAGAGCAGCAAGGAUAUUUUGGCAACGACUUCGGCAAUAUUUUUGAGCAACCGCUUCCUCCUGAAUUCGGAUAUGACUUGGAAGAGCAUGAGCAAGCAUUCGGUGAUCGAAUAGAACCCCAACCACCAUCAAUUUCCGAAAUCAAUUUAAUAAACCAACCACAGCUGGAAGCAGAUUUUUAUAAUGGUUAUCCAUACCAACUAGACACUUUCGAUGGAUCUGUCGAUAUGUAAUAUUUACUCUUUCCACGAACUUUACUUUAUAAUUUUGAAGAAAAUAAACAGUUUUAAAAACCUAUGU
Messenger RNA from Drosophila nasuta, 444 nucleotides. RefSeq lists its product as uncharacterized. Bases 63 to 377 code for a protein of 104 amino acids. Lineage: Eukaryota; Metazoa; Arthropoda; Insecta; Diptera; Drosophilidae. The transcript has 2 exons. The record is from RefSeq and is a predicted model, not a curated record.